Messenger RNA from Ilex paraguariensis (yerba mate), 525 nucleotides. The record is from the annotation of a GenBank genome assembly. NCBI's taxonomy places the organism in Eukaryota, Viridiplantae, Streptophyta, Magnoliopsida, Aquifoliales, Aquifoliaceae.
AUGUUUUUUGAUGGGUCUCCAAGAAAAAGAGAAGAUAGAGCUGAUAAGAGAAAGGCAAAAAGCACAGGAAAGAGCCAAGCCGCUGCUACGAUCACUCUAAGACCGCUUAUUCAAGAGCUCCUAAUUGAACAGUUAGCUAUUCUCGUCCUCUUCUGGGAAGGAAUUGAUGGAAGGAAUCGGAAGCUUGCAACAAAGAGCUUGACUUUCCCCGGGAGAAGGACUAAUCUCAGUCUAUUCGGCCUUCUUGGGAAUGGAAUCCUGGGUACGUCCACAUUUGGGCAACUUUCACUAUGCGAGGGCUUUGGUCUGCUUCCUUCUUUUGAAUCACAGGAAAUGAUUCAAUCUCGAACUGGGCCUGACUAUUCAGUUGAAGAAUUGAUUCAAGACUGCCUGCUAGUAAGUGAGGCAAUCGAUCAGAACGCUAACAGCGAGAUGCAAACUCACCUUUGUCCCUCAAUCAAUGGGGCAAGUCGAGGCAUGUCUUCUUUCAAGCAAGACGAGUUAGCUCCUUUCUCUGAAAGAUGA